AUCCCAUAAAAGCCAUAGUUUGGACCAGAAACCAAGACACAACACACCCACCAGCCAUGUCGACCAAGUGGCUGAUUCUAUGCGCCCUGGUGGCACUCCUCAGCAUCGGUUCCGAGACCUGGGCCAAGCCCGGCAGACGCACUAUCCAGGCCAGGCCUGAUCCUGAACAGGUGCAGCGACUGAAUGCCCGCUACUAUGCCCAGGAUGAUGAGGACGGCGAUGAUAUCCUGGAGCACGAAGAGGACUUGGCCGAUGACAACGAGGAGGAUGACGACGAGGAAGCGGAGGACGCUGAGGACGCUGAGGACGCUGAGGAGAGGGAAGAGGACCUGCACGAGGAGAAGCCCAAGGAACAGACUUUAACCAACAAACAGUUGUCCAUAAAAACGGAAACAGUUCCCCUCAAAAAGGAGCACCGGGAGGUCCAGGCCGAGGACAACGAGGACGAUCUCCAAAAUCUCGACUAUGACGAGGACGAGAACGAAGCUCUGGCCGGGGGCAUUGACUUCAAAUUGAACGAGGGCCGUAACAAUCGACGGGGAGCCGGCAGACGUGGAGGCAAGGGCGGUCGCAAGGGGCGUGGCAGGCGGAACCGAAGGCGUGGCAAUCGUCGUUGCGGCGGUCGUGGCAAGCGCGGGCGAGGCGGCCAAAAGCGGCGCACUCCGUCAAAACGCAACGGUAACAAGCGAAAGACGGCUAACAAGCGGAAAACGGCUAACAAGCGACAGGGUCAAAAGCGUAAGGCCAACAAUACCAACAACAACAAGCAGACUGGAGCACCUUCCACAAAAGUUGCUUAAAGGCCAGAAAGACUAGGAAGACUUUUCCCCAAAUUAGAAUACAAACUUUAUAAAAAUAAAAAAACAAAAAUCAUAAUCUUUAAAAA
Molecule: messenger RNA, 886 nt
Organism: Drosophila ananassae
Lineage: Eukaryota; Metazoa; Arthropoda; Insecta; Diptera; Drosophilidae
Product: protein nemuri
Exons: 1
Coding region: 57-800 (247 amino acids)
Source: RefSeq, a predicted model, not a curated record